AGGAUUUCAACUCUGACCCAUGACGUCAUUUAUCUACGGCAAGCCAGAAGCGGCAAAAGUCGAACCCGGACGUCUCACAAAUCUCGUGUGGUCUUUUAGAAAUGAAGCCACAAUUUUUCCUGUAUAUUAUUUUUUUAUGAUUGCAUGAAUACGACUGCUGCUUGAAGAGAAACAGAAUGGCGCUAGAUCAGUUCAGUGAUGUGGUCCAGAGAUGCCAAGCCCUCCCCGCUGACCAGUACUCCACUGAGGACCACAACGUCUUCAUGACCGCCGGGCGAACAUGCAUCGAGGAAGGCAACAGCGCUCAAGUGCUCAGUAUAGUCCUGGAUGACACGAAUCUGGACAUAGUGAGAUGCAUGGGAUGGAACUUGCUGCCUCCCCUGGUUCAGGUUCUAUUGAAGAAGGAAGACAAGAAUCUGCUUCAAUGCCUGGCCAUUUUCAAUCACCUCCUUGAGGCUUGUGGACCAAAAGAGUUGCUGAUCGGCCUUUUGGAGCAGCUGGAGCUGGAGCAGGAGGAACCUGUCGCCAUAGCAGAAAGCCUCAAUCUACUGUUGAAGCCUCUACAAAAAGUCCUGCUGCGUCUGGGCAGCCGUAAGGCGGCAUCUUUAGGUAUGGCCUUGUCCUCGGUCCUGGACCAGCUUGCCAAGCUGCCUGUGCCGCACACCAAGGAGCAAGAGGAGGAGGACGACUUCUCGCUUGGCCGUUGCUGCGCCGCGCUAGCAACCUUCGUCAAGCCCUUUGUUCAAGAGGCCCAACAAGACACAUUUAUCAGGAACGGCAAGCCUGGUGAGCGCUUGAACGGCAAGAAGGUUUUGGCCACAACUGAAGGGGUCUUAUUGGAUAAAGAAGAGCUGGGGGUGGAGCUACUGAAGUUCUGUAUGAGCGCGCUGAGUCGCCCUCUUCUGGAAGUAAAGCUCAGUGAUCCCGACACGCUGAAUUUUUCUCCGCUACGGAAUUUUGCCACGGAGAUUUUGAACAACCUCAACACUAUCGGACAGUCCGUGCCACGCCUCGUGUAUCGGCCUCUGUCCAAACGCAAAGAGUCCGGCUUUUUAGAGGAGGAAGUGCGUUACCCCAAAGAGUCACUGGCCAGCUUGGCUCACCUGGUGUUCGUCCACCACCUGGCUGUGGACACCAUCCCCUGUGUCUUCAAUCCCGUGUUUUGUCUCCGUUGCAAUAUGGAGCACAUCUUCAUCCUGCUGUCCAGAACCGAAGAGUCCAGGAUUCAGAAAGGACUGGAGCUUUACGAGAAGAGUCUCGUGCGUGUGGAUGAUGGCAGUCUGCCCGCAGACCUGCUGGAAAUCAAAACCUUCAUGGCGGUUCCACGGACCUUAACGAAAGUCAUGACGAUAUGUCCAAGACGCGAUUUGAGGAGUAAAGGUCUGAAGGUGUUCCAGCUGAGUAUUGAUAAGUUCGAUCCCGAGGCCAAGUACCAUUUCUUCAAGUUCAUGCUGAAGAUCAGCAAUCACUCGGGCGUGGAAGGCUACGUCAUCAAAAACAUCCGAACUCAGAUCGACGGCGCUCUACGGCCGGGCAACGCUACCAACUGGUUUGCGGGCGUUCAUCUGCCUCCCCUGCUGCGCUCAGUCUUCACCCUCCCGGACGGACCCGAGACCGACCUCCUGCAGUACCUGGACAGACUGAUGGAGUGUCUGAACCUGCUGCGUUACCUCCUGAUAAGAGACAAAGUGACGGACAACAAGACAGGGAUCUGGACAGAGCUACAUAAAAUACAAGAGGGCUUCAUGAAGCCCCUCCGUGUGGGGAUCAACAUGUCCAGAGCUCACUACGAGAGGGAGCUCAGCACCACCAUGGAGAAGAAGAGGAGAAAUGCCCAAGAGACAUCUGUCAUUUCUGUGUCUGUGGGUGACGAGAAGCUGCCAAACAUGACCCCGGAAUCUCAGAUUCAGGCUCUCCAUUCAGCCCUGCACACCUUUGACAUGAUGGAGAGUGUGCUGGCACGAACAGAAGAACUCACCGACAUGAAGGCUGCAGUUUAGACUUCAUGGCCAUCUGGCUGGUCAAAAACAAGUUUUUUUUUCACCUAAAGGGCAGUCAAACAUGAUAAAUCAUGUCAGAAGGUCAUGCAAUACCUGCCCUUAUUUUCUCCUCACUUACAAGACUGAUUCUUUUAAAAGGUUUACUAAUAAAUUAUGAACAUUUCA
Nerophis ophidion (straightnose pipefish) is the source of this 2165-nucleotide messenger RNA. It is a transcript of the gene glmna, whose product is annotated as glomulin, FKBP associated protein a. Gene Ontology annotation, cellular component: cytoplasm. The record is from RefSeq and is a predicted model, not a curated record. Bases 177 to 2000 code for a protein of 607 amino acids. Gene Ontology annotation, molecular function: ubiquitin-protein transferase inhibitor activity. Lineage: Eukaryota; Metazoa; Chordata; Actinopteri; Syngnathiformes; Syngnathidae. The transcript is spliced from 19 exons.